AGUCAAGAAUAUCGGCACAGUGCUGAAUAUCUGUGAUACGGUUUUAGAUCUAUGUGUGCAUGUACAAUUCAUAUGUAACAAAUGUAGCGUAUACGGCAUACAUUUCGAACUGAACAAAGAAUAAUAUUGGUUGGUGUUGAUUGAAGGCAAUUUUUGUGAAGGCUUUUCUUAUAUUGCAAGUUAUCUAUGUAGUCGAUUAGAAGAAGAUACAUGCCAGACACAAUGAGUAUACAGCAGAACAAAGAGUUGAUUUUUUUUGUGACCCAUGUUGAAGCAGAGGACACAUACCUCAAGAUCUGGGGUCAGGUUGAUAAAAACUCAGCAACAUGCGUGGAACGCAUGAUUUUACCUUUGAUUGAACAUUUCACCAGAAGUCAAGGCUGCAUCGGACCUGGAGCAGCUAAUUUAUCUGUGAAUGCACUUUGUUGUGCUAGAUAUCACAAUGAGGGCUAUUACCGAGCAAAAAUUCUUAAUGUUUGUCCUGACGGGAUGAUAGUUUUGCAAUUUAUUGACUAUGGUAAUAUCGAAGUAUUACCACCUCAAGAGGUACAUUUGCUUGAAAAUAUACCUGAUUCUGAGUCUUUGCAAUCAUUUCCGCCUGUGGCAUUUGAUUUUGUCUUAAUGAAUGUAUUACCUGUAAAUGGUGUUUGGGAGAACAAAAUAGUUGAGUCAAUUAAGAAGACCCUUUGGUACAAUGAGUAUACAAUUUUAAUUCAUUGUACAAACAGUACUCAUCGCUUCAUCAAACUCUGGUAUAACAAUGAAGACUUCAGCGAAUUUUUGAUCAACAGAAAUUUAGCACUGAAAGCAACAUAUGCAGAGAUGCUUAGGUCAAAAGGUGUGCGGCAUCCUCAAAUGCAACUUUAUCAAAUUCCAAACAAGCGAGUUAUUACUAAUACAUAUGCUGCAAUGGCACCUAUGCAGCAUAUGAAUCCUCUACGCAGCAGUGAAAGUGAAAUUUGUGGAUUCCAGCAAAAUACUCCCGUAUGUUGUGCAGCACAGCAACAACAUAUGUUUGAGAACCCCGUUCCAGAAGCUCUUGUGUUUAAGUCUCGAGUACUGGACGUUGGAUCGAAACAUGAAGUAUACGUUUCAUUCGUAGAAGAUGGCCCACAUAAGUUUUCCAUACAGCUACAGAACACUUCUCACAUACUGAGCGCACUUAUGAAAGACAUUAACAGCCAUCCAUUGCAGCCGUUACAAGAACCACCUUUACCUGGAUCAGUGUGUUUGGGCCGUUAUACGUUAGACGGUGUACUUUGUAGAGCUGUUGUAAUGUCUGUCAUGGAAAAUAAGUGUAAACUCUACUACGUCGAUUUUGGUCAUACUGAAGUUUUGCCAUAUACGGAUAUUUUCCAAUUACCACCUCAUUUUAUCAACCCUAAAGUACUUUCUAUUCGAUUUACACUAAGUGGUGUACACGAAUUAAAUGUUACGGAUGAUAUGAAGGAUUGUUUCAAGAAAAUAAUAUCAGGAACACUACUUGUUCUUCACGUUCGACCACCUGAGGGACCACCUUUGGUUCAAUAUGGUGACUUGUAUGAUAAUGGGAGAAAUAUAAAGGAAAUUCUUAAACUAGCAUUUCCGUCAACAGUUGCAAUAACAUCCUUAACUUCUCCAACUUUUGGAUAUCAUGAACCUAAAAAACUAUCAAAAGGCGCAGAAGAAAUUGUGAUCGUUUCAUAUGUCGAAUCCUGUAGAAAGUUUUUUGUACAAGAAGAAAGCAAUGUUAAGUUUCUUGAACUAGUGAUGUCGAAUUUAGCAGACUUCUGCGCAGCAGCACCCACUUUAAAUCCAUCACAGUUAAAGAUUGGUCUUCCUUGUGCUGCUUUAUAUGAUAAUCAGUGGUACAGAGCACAAAUUCUAGCUGUAAAUGCGAAUAAUGUAAAAGUGUUAUAUGUGGAUUAUGGUAAUGAAGAAACUGUAGCUCCAAUGUCUCUUCGUAUGAUAUGCGACGCUUUAGUUAAAAAAUUACCAGCUCAAGCUACGAAGUGCUCUCUGAAUGGCUGGGAACUCUUGCCGUGCACUCAAGAAGUUCAUAAUCGAUUUGAGCUAUUGAUUUUGGAAAAAUGUUUGCGUAUAAAGGUUGUAGAUGUAAAUCCGGAAGGCAUAGUAGUUGAUUUAUAUGAACCACAACAAAAUGAAAACAUUAAAUCCCAAAUGUUACGAAUAAUUGGAACUGAAACGACAAUAAUUAAUGAACCAUCAGAUUAUCAUGUUACAGAACAUCAACAUUCUGUUAAAAUAGCCAAUAUACAAUCAAACCAACAUAAAGUCAAUCAAAGGUCAUAUACAAAAAUGCAAGUGUAUUCGGUUCAACAAUGGAAAAAUGAAAUAAAUAUAGAAACAACAUGUGAUUUCUGGCAAAAUAAGAAUCAGUCAGAUUCAUGGCGUCAAUCACCAAAUAGUAAUAUACAAGAAAGAAAUAAAAGUAAAAAUUGGAAAAACGAAUCAAAUGAAGAAGUGCAGGAAAAUAGGAAUGAGAAAAGUAAUUUUUAUCGUAAUGAUACGCGAAGUGAAAAAUUUAAUAGAGAUGACUAUUCUAAUAACAAAAGCAUGAAAGAUAAGUGGAAUAGUCGAAACGACUAUAAUGGUGGGAAAGGUAUUAGAGAUGGGAAGAACAGAUCUUUGGGAUUUACACCUAAAGGGCAUUCUUCUGAAAAGAGUUGGAGCGAUAAAGAAUCAGACACAUCGUCUAAAGGUAGCGGUAAACGUGGGAGCAGUGGUAAUCGCAGUGGAUAUUCUAGACGUGGUGGAACUUCUGGGAAAGUACAAGGUAAUAAGUACAGUGACAGGGAUGGUGAUGGCAGUUUUAGAAGCGGAAGGACAAACGGUGACUCCUAUGCGAAUAACAGAGUUAAAGAUAAAAAAAGCCAAGCAUAUAGAUUAGCUCAAACUAAGCUUAAUUCUAUGAAUUCUUCUUCCGAAGGAGAAUCAUUUAAUCAAAGAUACAGUCCUAUCAGAAAGAGAAACAAAUCUCAUAUUCCUCGUCCUAAUGUAACUAUUGGAAUUGUACAGAAUUGCGAAAUAGUCUAUACAAAUAAUGUUUCGGAUUUUUUCAUACAAUUAAGUCCCGAUUAUACUGCCUUGGACACUUUAAUGGCAAACAUUGCGUCAGUUUAUGAAAAUGGUGGAGAAUUAAUGAAAGAAUCGGAAAUAUUAAAUGAUAUGUAUUGUAUUGCUCAAUAUGCAGAAGAUUUAAGAUGGUAUAGAGCUAUAAUUAAAUCUGUGGAAGGAAACAGUGCAAACGUACAAUUUGUAGAUUAUGGAAACACAGAAAGAAUAGGAUUUGAUAAAAUUAAAUCUAUUCAAAAGGAAUUUUUGCAACUUCCAAUACAAGCGAUACAUUGUAAACUGUUUGGUAUAAGAAAUGAUAUUCCUGAUGAAGAUAGAACAAAACAUUUUGAAUGCGCGGUUACUGGGAAAACGUUAGAAGCUGAAUUUAUAACAGAAGAAAAUGGUAUGUUUAGUGUUUUGCUAAAGGAAGUUGUUGAUGGUUAUCCAACAAAUGCUUUUAUAAACGAAAGAUUUUGUGAAAAUAUCGACUUAUUAAAAAUGAAACAAGCGGCAAUAUCUAAACAAACAACUACUAUUAGUACGAAAACAUCAAAUAAACUAGACUGUGCAUCUUCUGAUGCUAAGUGGGCUACAAUUUCACAUACACCUGGAACUAAGAAGAAUGUAAUUAUUACAUGGUUUAUUAAUCCAAACAAUUUUUAUUGUCAUGUACUUGAUAGUGAAAAUGAAUUCAGAAAUAUGAUGAACGAAAUUCAAAAAAUGUAUGUUGGUAGAGAACCAGUGGCUUCACAUAUGUUAAAGAUUGGAUCUCCCGUCAUAGCGUUGUUUGCUGAUGAUAAAGCUCUUUAUCGUGCAGAAAUAAUUGAGUUGAAUAAAUUAAAUGGUCAUCUUGUCCAAUAUAUCGAUUUUGGAAAUAGUGCUGUGGUUAAUCCUAAAAAAAUUUACCCAGUAGAAAAAAGAUUGCUGCAUCUUCCUAAACAAGCUAUGCUGUGUUCCCUAUUAAAUAUUGUUUCACAGGAUGGUCUUAACUGGUCUAAAAUAAAUACAGAAGCAAUUGAUAAUUGCUUCAAUGCUGAUAAAUAUGAGUGCACUUUUCACGACAUAAAAGACAACAAAUAUUUAGUAUCGUUGGUCAAUAAUGGGAAUGAUGUAGCUAAUACCAUAGUCGAAAAGAAUCUGGCAUUAUUUAGUUCAGGAACUGAUGUAACAAAUGAUGGCAAAAAUGCUGUAAUAUCGCUAAUUUCGUAUAAUGCGGAAAGAGUCGAUAUAAAUCUCUUAAAUGGCCAGACACUUCGAGUAAAUGUUUCGAGUGUUCAAACUACAUCAAAAUUUUAUAUUCAACUAGGUUCAGCUAUUGAAUGUGAAAGUAUAAUUAAUACAUACAUGACUGACAAAAAUCCUGAGGUGAUGCAACGAUUAUCAACCCAUGAGAUAUGUCUAGGCACAGGUUGUCUGGUUUAUUCAAACGGAGUUUGGAGACGAGGUGUAAUCAAUAGCCGUUCACAGUCUACUGGCUUUGAUGUAAAAUUCAUUGAUACUGGAGCGUAUGAUGAUAUUCACUCAGAUAGUGUGCUAGCUUUGCCAGGAGAACUCGCAAUAAUGCAGAAUCAGGCAAUUGAAUGUUCUCUUCUGAACGUUGUAUCUGUUCCCGAAGCAGACGUUGCAUUGAAAAAACAUGUUGAGGGAAAAGAAGUAAUCAUAUACGUAGACGAAGUGGAUAACAAUAGACUUAUCGUAAAAUUGUUUGAUACAAAUGGUAAUGGAAUAAACUUUACUGGAAAUGCAACUGAACAAAUAUCGCCAAUUUGCCCAAUGCCUAUUCUAAAUUCAACUCAUAAAGUAUCAGUAUCUUUCGCGGAUCAUUCUGCUAGCAUCUGGCUACAACGGACUUCAGAACGCAUAUUAGAUACAAAUCUAGUUGAAGCACUCAAUCAAUAUUACAAUACUUCUUCAAAAGAAAAGUUAGUAGAACCGAAAGAGAAUCUUGUUUGUGCUGCUAAAAGUGCAGAUGGUCAUUGGAAUAGAGCUAAAAUUCUAAAAUGUGACGAAAAUAGAGUUUAUGUAAAUUUCAUUGAUUAUGGCAACUGUGAAGAAAUUACUCCUGACAUGAUUGCAAGCUUGGAUCCUCGUUUUUAUACACCUCAUCAAUUAGCUAUCAAUGUAUCUCUACCAGUGACGCUAAAUGGUACCGUAUCCGAACAAUUAAGCAUUCUACAAGAUUAUUUGAUGAACAGAGAGCUUACUGCUGUUUUUCAUAAUAAAAAUAAAAAAUGGGUUGCGGAGCUGUUAUUGAAUGGAAAAAAAGUUAGCGAUCAACUUCGAUUACUGAAUUUAAGAUCAGAACAGGAGACAUCUGAAACAGGAAAACCACAGAUUCAUAAUAUGAAAGUGGGCUGUACAUAUGACGUGAUUGUCUCUCAUAUAGAUUCGCCUAGUCAAUUCUGGCUUCAACACGUCGAUGAUGCCACGGACCUAAUGAAUAUGCAAGGGAGUUUUCAAGUACAAGCGUCUACGUUUACGCAAGUAAAUGAAAUAUUAGAAGAAGGAAGUUUGUGCGCAGCUGUAUAUACUAUAGAUGAUUCAUGGUACAGAGCACAAGUACUUGAUGCGGACGAAGAUAUUACAACUGUACGAUUUAUUGAUUACGGAAACACGGAUGUGAUCGAUAAUAAUUCUGGAAGUAUUCGAAUAUUACCUGACUCGUGGAAAGAAACCAGCGUACAUUCGAUCAAAUGCAGAUUAGACAUUAUCCCAGUAGACUCGGAAGACUGGAAUACUGCAGUUUGUGAGAAAUUUGAAAACUUAAUAACAUCUGCUGAAUCUAUACAAGCUUUUGUGAUAGCAAAUAGCGUUCCAAAACGAGUAGAUUUAUUGAUAAACGACAAAAGCGUUAGCGAAAUGUUAGUUGAAGAGCAUCUUGCUGUCAAAAUUCACGCUGAAGAAGAGUUGAUAGACGAAAUAGUUGAUCUCGAGCUGGACCCUCAUUCUGCUUUCGUAAGUCACCUUAACUCUCUUAAUGAGUUUUGGAUACAGGAGGAAAAAUCUGUCGGCGACUUGGAAGUUAUGAGUGACAGAUUUAUUGUAGCACAUAUGUUUCCUAAAGUCGAGGAGAUUAAAGAAAAUUUAUUAUGCGUUGCUAAAUAUCCGGAGGAUAAUUGUUGGUAUAGGGCGCGCGUUAUAUCACAUACUGAUAAUGCUACGCGAGUUAUAUAUAUUGAUUAUGGAAACUCCGCUACUUCAACCGAGAUACGCGCUAUACCCGCAGAUGUUGCUGAUAUUCCUCCCCUAUCAAGAAAAUGUCGCUUGGUUAUGCCAGAAGGAGUCACUGAGUGGUCCGAGAGAGCUUAUAAGGAAUUUGUAUCAUUAGCAGCCGACGGAGCAACUAUAUUUUUGUUAGAAGUAUUAAAGGAAGAUGACACAUCGUUGGUAAAAUUAACAUUAGACGGUAAAAAUGUAACGGAAAUGCUUGCAAACUUCUGUGAAUUUUAUCCAGCAACCAUAGAGGAACGAUUACCUCCCUUGGGCGAAGAGAAUGUCCCAAAUGUAUACAUUAGCCGUUUAAAUUCACCUGAUGACUUUUGGAUUCAAACUGAAAGUAAUAUCACAGAUUUGAACGUGAUGUCAGAUAGAUUACAAGCGGCGCCUACUUUCCUCCCGUUAAAUGCGCCUGAAAUUGGGACUAUUUGCGCUGCGAUCUUUCUGGAAGAUGGUAUGUGGUAUAGAGCUAAAAUCAUCUCGCAGUCGGAAGACGCUACUCAAGUGUUGUACAUAGAUUAUGGUAAUAUAGCAAUUACAAACGAAAUACGUAUGUUGCCCGUAGAUAUUAUAAGUAUUUCUCCUCUGGCAAAACAUUGCGCUUUGAAAAUGCCAGAUAUUGUAGAUGAUUGGCCUUCGGAGGCUUGUAAGAAAUUCGAAGAACUUGCCGCAGGUGGUGAAACGGUAUUCGAAUUCGAAAUUCUUGACAAUAGCAAUGAUCCCGCUUAUGUUAAAUUAAUAUAUAAUGGCAGAAAUGUUAUCGAUAUUUUAAUACCAACGGCUGAAACUGUGUCUCAAGACAGAAUAGAAGUAACUUCGUACGAAAAUAAAAAUGUGAGUGAGGAAUCAGAAAAAACAGAUGAUAUUGAUGAAACAAGAAGCAAUGUUAAUGAAGAAUACAAUGCAGAUGUAAGUGCGUCAGAAAAUGAAAGUCCAAAGCAAAAAAUAAAAGAAGGUGCAGGCGAUGCAUCUCCGUAUGGUAGCUUUGCUGUAGAACUUACUGUAGAUGAAAUAGUUCAAAGUAUGAAGAAAGAUGAAGGACAAGAAGAUGAGGAGACGAUAAAGGAUCAUAGCGACACUACUGCAUCUCACGAGAAAGACGACAUCGACAAAGUAGGGGAAGAUGUAAAGACACAAAAUGAUGUUCAUAAAAAUGAACAUAAUUUAGAAUGUACUGAAAUUAAUGUACAGAGUAGCAAAGAACAUGUUGAUAGCAAAACUGUAAACGAAGAAGCUCCAUCAAAAACAUCACAAACAGAAAAAGUAAUAUUGAACUCGAAAAUAGAAAUAUAUAACAAUCAAGAGGAUAUAUGUGAACCAAAUAUAACUACACAAUCGGAAACUUCCGAAGAAAACGAUAUGUUGGAAACAACUACAGAUGAACAGCGUAUGGAAGUACCAGAACAGAUUUCCACAGAUUCGCAGAAGGUGACUAAUAUUUUAAGCUUUAAUAAUGAAGACAAAUAUGAUGUUGAAAGUCACUUACAAGACACUGAUGAAUUAAAUGCGAGCAUAACGGAGUCUAAUGUUAAGGACAUAGAGGAGAAGGUCUCCUCACAUUUACAAUUAUCAGAAAUAGAAACUGCAAAAUGUAGUGACAAACAAGAUUCUGAGGAUAUUAAACAACAAAGUAAUAUUGAGGAAAAUGUUAGCAGUAUAUAUUUUGAGCAUCACACUGACACCAAGAAUAUCGAAGUAUUUUUGGAAAAAGGACCUGCAGAGAGAACAGAUACAGAAUGUGAGAUUAGUGAUGAAGGAGAUUCAGAAAAAAAUAAAUCCCAAAGUACCAUUGAAAAGAAUCUUCCCAGUGCGGAUUCUGAACAUCACUCUGAUUCGACGGAUAUAGGAGUAUCUACGGAUAAAAUGUCUGCCGACAUAGCAAGUGAAGAAUGCAAGAUUAGUGAUGAAAGUGAUUCAGAAAAAAAUAAAUCCCAAAGUACCAUUGAAAAGAAUCUUCUCAGUGCGUAUUUUGAACAUCACUCAGUUUCCACAAAUAUAAAGAAAGUGUCGACAGAGAAAACAACUGAAGAAUGUAAGAUUAAUGAUAAACAAGAUUCUGAAGAUAGCAAACCACAAAGUACUCUUGAAGAAAAUAUUCACAGUAUAGAUACUGAACAUUGUUCUGAUAUUGCGGAUAUAAAAAAUGUAUCCAUGGCAAAUGUACCUAUAGAUAUAUCUAGUGCAGAAUGUAAGAUUAGUGAGAAAAAUGAUUCUGAAGAUAGUAAAUCAAAAAGUAGUACUGAAAAAAGUAUUAGUAAUACAGAUUCACAACCAUCUAAUACAAAAGAUCUGAAAGAAAGGAUGUGUUUAGACAUAGAUUCUGCAACCAUAGUAGAAGAAGAAAGUAACAUUGUUGACGAACAAAAUUCUGAAGACAGUAGUGAAGAAAAUAUUAACACUUUAAGUUCACAAGUUUAUUCUGACGUAAAGGAUACAACCGAUCAGACAUCAGUGAAUUUACAAUCUACAGAAAACAACAAACGUUAGAAUAUUAAAGACAAGAAUAUUGAAGAGUAGAGUACGAUUUGUCUGCGAGCGCCUUUGGAUUUCUAUCUACAUGGGAACAUCGAUCAAUAAAUGUAGAAUUAUUAAUGUGCAAGAUGAAAGUGCUGAAACAAGAAUUUGUGGACACAUUAAUAAAAGUCAUGAAGAAAUU
Molecule: messenger RNA, 8929 nt
Organism: Ceratina calcarata
Lineage: Eukaryota; Metazoa; Arthropoda; Insecta; Hymenoptera; Apidae
Product: maternal protein tudor
Exons: 14
Coding region: 211-8760 (2849 amino acids)
Source: RefSeq, a predicted model, not a curated record